AUGGAGGUUCCGGCCAUGACAGAUAAGUUUUCCAACCAAGAAAAGUCACCAUGCCCAAGACUUAUGAGGAUAUCAAUGACCGAUCUCUAUGCAACUGAUUCUUCAGGAGAUGAAGAUGAAGAGCAUUUCGGACGGUGGUUUGUGAAGAAGUAUGUCAAUGAAAUUAACAUACAAAAAUCAUGCAAAACUAAAAUGAUGCCGGUCAAUAGGAAGAUGACAGUAACCAGAAACAGCCCAUCUGCUCUAGAAGCGAAACAGAAAGCUAUGAAGAAGAAGAGAAAUUCGGCGGGUAACGUUAGGAAGUUCGGAGGAGUCCGACAAAGACCUUGGGGUAGGUGGGUAGCAGAGAUUAUGGAUCCGGCUACAUGCCACCGGUUGUGGUUGGUGACAUAUGAUACGGUGGAGGAGGCUGCCAGGGUGUAUGAUAAUGUUGCCAUUAAACUUCAUGGUCUUGGUGCUGUUACAAAUUUCGUCAUGCCGACGGUUUUGGAAAACCCAACGCCGGUGAAUGUUACAUCAAUGUCCAACCAUCAUUCCAACCUAAAGUCGCACAAGCUUCCAUUUGUGGAUGCACCACCUUUUGAUUACCAAUCAUUUGACCUGAUAGAAUUUAGUGAUGAAUUUCCAUCUUUUAACAUGCAUGAUGAUUUCGGGUAUAUAGACCCGAAUAGAUUUGAUGAUUUUGGAACAAUAUCAUUUGUUGAUGACUUCAUUCCUGAUACUGGAUGUGGAUCUUCCUCAACUUUACAAAUAGAGAACUACUUUGAAGAUAUUUCAGAUAGUACUUUAGAUUCAUGGCUUUCCUAA
Messenger RNA from Cynara cardunculus var. scolymus (artichoke), 807 nucleotides. RefSeq names its product ethylene-responsive transcription factor CRF1-like. The transcript has a single exon. Lineage: Eukaryota; Viridiplantae; Streptophyta; Magnoliopsida; Asterales; Asteraceae. Gene Ontology annotation, biological process: regulation of DNA-templated transcription. The record is from RefSeq and is a predicted model, not a curated record. Bases 1 to 807 code for a protein of 268 amino acids. Gene Ontology annotation, molecular function: DNA binding; DNA-binding transcription factor activity.